AUGGUAGAAACAAUUCUGAGUAGUUUUAAAAGACAUACCAAUUUGAAAAUAUUAUAUUUUUUCCAGAGUGCAUCAAUAGCAUGUUUUCAACCAUUUAUUAGUAUAUAUUUAAGAGAUAAAGAAUUGAAACCAUCGAUAAUUGGUAUAAUAACAUGUUUAAUUCCGCUGAUAUCUUUUAUUUCCUCACCAAUAUGGUCAAAUAUAUCGGAUCGUUUUGGGAUACAGAAAAAAGUAGUAAUUUUUAAUUUAUUGAUAUCAAUGGUAGCAUUAUUAUUAUUAAUUCCAAAUGGUAAUAAUGUAGUUGGAAUAUUUUUUUUAAUUAUUUUAUAUAGUAUUGUAACAGCACCACUUUGUCCAAUUAUUGAUUCAUUGGUAAUAAAAGAUUUGGGUGAAGAUUCUAAACUCUAUGGUCAACAAAGAUUAUUUGGUGCAAUUAGUUAUGGUAUUGUUGCAUUCUUAACAGGUAUUUUAAUUAAUCAUUAUAAUAUUAAUUUUAUACAUGUAUUUUAUGCAUUUUGGGUAAUGGUUUUUUUAGUUUUCUAUAUAUUUAAUCAAACUAAUUAUGGUUCAAAAUUAAAAAUUACCAAGAAUUUAAAAAAUCCAUUUAUAAAAUUAAAUGAUAACGAAAAAACACCUGUUGGUGAUGAAAUUGAAAUUGUUGGUAGUGUAACUCCAAAUGGUGAAAAUAUAAUAUCAAAUGAAAAUUUAAUUGUUACUGAAAUAAAUAAUUUAGAAAAUGAUAAUAAUAAUAAUAAUAACUCAAAUUUAGGAGAAGCAAUAAUAUCUUCUGAUUAUAAAAAUAAUCAAAAUGAUAAUGGAAAUGAUGUUUUAUUAGAAAAAGAAAAAAAUAAUUUUAUAAAUAAUCAAAAUGAUAAUGAAAAUACUAUUGGUGGUGAUGUUAAAGAAGAAUCAAAUGAAAAUAUUAAAUUAACAAAUAAACAAGUUUUUAAAAAUAUUUUAAAAAAUCCUCAAAUGAUGAUAUUUUUAUUAGCAAUGGCUAUUUGUGGUAUGACAUAUAAUAUUAUUAAUAGUUUUUUAUUCAUUUUCCUAAGGGAUCAUUUAAAAGCUUCAAACUUUUUAUUGGGUUCAACAAUGCCAUUCACAGUUGUGAUGGAAUUACCAUUCUUUUUCUUUGGUAAACAAUUAUUGGAGAAAGUUGGUGUAACUAAAAUGAUUAUGAUUGGUCAUACAGCUUUUAUUCUUAGAUUGUGCCUUUAUAAUAUCUUUGUAAUUGAUUCAAUUUCACCUUGGUUUAUUUUACCAAUUGAAACUUUACAUGGUAUUGCUUUUGCUACUAUUUGGGGAGCAGGUGUUGAAUUUUCUUCAAAAAUGGCUCCAAGAGGUUACGAAACUUUUUAUCAAGGUAUUUUCACUGGUCUCUAUUCUGGUUUAGGUUCUUGUAUUGGUUCAAUACUUGGUGGUUUCAUUUAUGAACAUAAGUCUGCAUUUUAUUUAUUUAGAUUUAAUGCAAUCAUAACCACAACAAGUUUAAUUAUCUUUUCAUUAACACAAUUCUUUUAUUCAAAGGAAUUUCAAAAAUUUAAAACUUUAUUUAAUUAA
Molecule: messenger RNA, 1560 nt
Organism: Dictyostelium discoideum AX4
Lineage: Eukaryota; Evosea; Eumycetozoa; Dictyosteliales; Dictyosteliaceae
Exons: 1
Coding region: 1-1560 (519 amino acids)
Cellular component (GO): membrane
Source: RefSeq, a predicted model, not a curated record